This is a messenger RNA of Penicillium longicatenatum, 1011 nucleotides long. RefSeq lists its product as uncharacterized. NCBI's taxonomy places the organism in Eukaryota, Fungi, Ascomycota, Eurotiomycetes, Eurotiales, Aspergillaceae. Gene Ontology annotation, molecular function: snoRNA binding. The transcript has 2 exons. The coding region runs from base 1 to 1011 and encodes 336 amino acids. Gene Ontology annotation, biological process: rRNA processing. The record is from RefSeq and is a predicted model, not a curated record.
AUGCUCUCUCACCUAGUCACUGCGGCUAAGGGUCUAUUUGCGCGAUCAGAGUCUCAAGAGGCAGAUCCUGCUGUCGCCUCCGCCGCAACCACAUCGGAAAUGGCUACUUCCACUCGACGAGAGACCGCGGCCAAAGAUGCCUCCAAGUCGCCGAGAACAAACGCUUAUGUGAAGCAUGGACAGCAAGGAAAGCGCAAGGCACCGACCGAUGAGCAGCAAACUAAGCGGCGAAAGCGGAAUAGCCUGGAGGCUGCGGAGAGUGACGAUGAGGAAACCAGCUCUCCUAAGACAGAGAAGAAAUCAACAGAGUCUGAGCCCAAGAGCCACUUCCGAUUUGGUAGUGAGGAACCUGCCGUGCCGGAGCCCCAGCCUGAACAAAUCACCCAAGCACAGAACGACGACGAGGAAGACGACAGUAGCGAUGAUGAUGAGGCGCCCGAGACAAUCGAUAAUUCCGCUCAACUCUUGCAGAUGAAGGAGAAGGCAAAAAAGCAAGAAAAAGCGAAGCAAUUAGAGGAACAACUAAAGAAGGAAAAGCGGAGGAAACUUGAUGCGCGCCGCAAGUUGCAAGCCAAGUCAAAGGUCAAGGAGGCUACUGGCAGCGACGAUCUACUUUCCGAAAGCACAGCCACCCUCCAGGGCUCAAACACACAAGACGCACGCCGGAGUGCUCUGCCCGCAUUGCUGCCCGAUGACAUCUUGAACGCCGAACCUGCAACCCGAGCUCUGACACCCCCAGCAGAAGACUCAUCCGUGCCGAAGAAGUCGAAUAAGCUGCGGUUCCUCGACAAAACAGAGAAGGCCCCCAAGGAUGUGCAAGUGGGCGAUGUUACCAUUCGAGUGCUUGACGCACCUUCCGCAAAGCGGAAGUCCACCACGACCCUCGCUCCCAAGGCCUCUAAGGCUGGACGGAAUGUAAAGGAUACCUGGAUGAGGGGACAGCGAAGUACCGGACAUGUCAACGGAUUGCGCAGGACUGCGGGUGGUUCCUCGGGGUUUGUGCGCCGUUGA